Molecule: messenger RNA, 1062 nt
Organism: Symbiodinium sp. CCMP2456
Lineage: Eukaryota; Dinophyceae; Suessiales; Symbiodiniaceae
Source: the annotation of a GenBank genome assembly
AUGGUUGUUUCUGAAGAUGACAGGGGGGCCGUCGGGCAGGUCCGGGCUGCUUCGAGGAUAAAGGCCAUCGUUACGGUCGCCUUGCCGUUGAUCGGCUUCGGUGCGGCGGCGGCGGUCUUGCGCGGAGGUCGGAUGCUACCGCCAGGCUCUGGUGCAAAACUACCUGUGCCGGAGUCCUUCUGCCCCGUCACUCGCAGGGAAAGUGGCUUCGCAUGUAGCGGAGGGGCUGCCCGGAAGAGGGCGCGGCGCCCACGCCGCGAGCUUGGCUUCAAUGUCUCAGCUGCCGAAAUGGUGGGUCGCAUGCGGGAUGAGGUGGCGGCCUUCUCGUGCGACUUCGCCCGGGAUCCGCGGAGUUCCGUUUGGCCUCCGACUGAACCGACGAUAUUGUCAAACGUCACAGCAGGUUGGCCAGCCGGCCGCUUUAGCCGGGAAGACUUCCUGAAACACUUCGAAGGUUGGCGUCUGCCCUUGAGCACCUUCUUGCGCGACUGUUGGCUGGCCCUUGUCAAGCAAAGCGGCCAGUUGGCCGAAGCCCCGGAGGAGGCCUCUUUUGAAGAGUACCUGGACCUUCGUGCUGCCACCAACCGCAACAUCUUCUUCUUCUUGAGGGAUGACUCGAGCCAGUCGCAGGCCAACGAGCACCGGGUGAAGAAGCAGAAGUUCUUUGACGAGACGAUGGCCAGAAUCUUCGCACCACCGACGAAGUUUGAGACGCAGCUGCGGAUCUUCGCCAUGGAUGGCUUAGCUUCGGGCCAUGGUAUGCAUUGCCAUGCCGAGGCAUGGCUGGUUUCGCUCGUAGGAAGGAAGGUUUGGUGGGCGGCCCCACCGUCCGGUGCACAUGUCACCAACUCGGAUGGCCGCCCCGUGUAUCCCUACAAGUCCCUUGCGCCUGAGGAGGGCGGCUGGCCCUGUGCCUGGCUACUGGACGAGGCCUCCGCGCCCCCGGGCACGCGCCGCUGCGUCCAGCACCCGGGCGAGAUGGUGGUCCUUCCUGCCGGAUGGUGGCACAUGACUUGUUCCUUGGAUGAGCUCAACAUGGCACUUGGUGGACAGGAGGCUUGA